AUCAAGAAAAAAUAUGCGUUGAAAAUGGCGAUGGUCGUUGUAACAAAGUCCAACGCCCCGCUCCCGCCAAAAGAUUUAGCUCGCUCUCCCAAAGCUUUCACUCCACUCUUCCUCCCUUCGUCUUCGUCAACUCAGAAUAAAUCCGGCAGCCAUUGAAUUUCUGUCAGUCCUGUGAAUGCUUACUCUCCGUCCAUGCUUCGUUUCUCUUCUCACAUUACCCGUUUCCCCUCCCUGCCGUCGACCAAUCUCCCUUCUCCGCUCCUUCCAUUUCUUCUCUAAACCCCACUCCUUCCUCCCAAAACCCUCUUCCGCUCUCUUCCUAAACCCUACUUCACAGAUGUCUAAUCGCCCCAACGCGUUCGACAUUCUCAAAUCCAACGCCAAAUCCGUCUACAAGAAUAAGCCCCAAGCUCAGUCUCCCAAGAAGCGGAAAGCCGCCGAGCCCGAAAACCCUAAACCCGCAUCCGCUUCUCCCGAUUCAGCGCCGGAAGCGAAGGUUCCCGACCCUGAACCAGCCGCUCAUGGCGGCGAUUCUUCCACUGACCAGAAAUCGGAACUGCCCAAGGCGGACGGUGCGCAGAAGUCGUUUUUCAUGCCUUGUAGUUCGAAGAAAAUCCGCGCCGACGAUAGGGUUGAGGAAUUGAAGAGCAAGGUUGGGGAUUUGAAGAAGAAAGCCAAGGAAUUCAAGCCGGAGAAAGUGGCGUGCUGGGAGAAGGGAGAGAGGAUCCCUUUCAUUUUUGUUUCUUUGGCGUUUGAUAUGAUAGCUAACGAGAGUGGGAGGAUUGUGAUUACCGAUAUCGUGUGCAAUAUGCUGCGGACUGUGAUGGAUACUACCCCGGAUGAUUUACUUCCGGUUGUCUAUCUCUUGGCUAACAAGAUUGCGCCCGCUCAUGAAGGGGUUGAGCUUGGGAUUGGGGAAGCAAUCUUGAUCAAAGCACUGGCGGAGGCUUACUCGAAGAUGGAGAGGGAUGUGAAGAAGAUGUACCAGGAGAUGGGAGAUUUGGGGCUUGUUGCUAAAGCUAGCCGCAGGACUCAACGGACAAUGUCCAAGCCUGAAUCUUUAACAGUGGCCAAAGUCUUCGACACAUUUCGAUUGAUUGCUAAGCAAUCUGGUAAGGAUAGUCAAGACAGCAAGAGGAAACAUAUCAAGGGACUUCUUGUGGCAGCCAUUGACUGUGAGCCUCAAUAUAUUAUGCGCUUGCUUCAGUCAAAGUUGCGAAUUGGUUUUUCAGAGCAGACUCUUUUGGCUGCUUUAGGCCAGGCUGCUGCGUAUAUCGAGAAGCAUUCUAAACCACCUUCAAAUGUUCAGUCACCUUUGGAAGAGGCCGUGCGCAUUGUUAAAGGAGUCUACUCAGUCCUUCCUGUAUAUGAUAUAAUUGUCCCUGCUCUUCUCAGUAAUGGUGUAUGGAAUCUUUCCAAGACAUGUAACCUUGUGCCUGGUGUUCCUGUUGCACCGAUGCUUGCUAAAUCAACCAAGGCUGUUUCUGAGAUAGUAAAUAAAUUCCAGGAUAUAGAAUUCACUUGUGAAUACAAGUAUGAUGGAGAACGUGCCCAGAUUCACUAUAUGGAGGAUGGUUCAGUUGAGAUAUACAGCAGGAAUGCUGAGCGAAACACUGGGAAGUUUCCUGAUGUUGUGGCUACAAUUUCAAGGUUGAAGAAGUCUUCUGUGAAAUCAUUCAUUCUGGAUGGUGAACUGGUUGCCUAUGACCGAGAAAAAAACAAAAUCCUGCCUUUUCAGAUCCUUAGUACCCGGGCCCGCAAAAAUGUGGUCAUGAGUGAGAUAAAGGUUGAUGUGUGCAUAUUUGCUUUUGACAUGCUGUAUCUUAACGGUGAACCACUUAUUCAAGAACAGUUGGAAGUUCGUCGAAAGCGGCUGUAUGAUUCAUUUGAGGUUGAACCUGGAUUCUUUCAGUAUGCAACAGCAAUAACAUCCAACGACCUCGAGGAAAUACAGAAGUUUCUGAAUGCAGCUGUUGACUCUAGUUCUGAGGGUUUGAUCAUCAAAACACUGAACAAAGAUGCUACAUAUGAACCUUCAAAACGAUCACGCAACUGGCUAAAAUUAAAGAAAGAUUAUAUGGAAAGCCUUGGGGAUUCAUUUGAUCUGGUUCCCAUUGGUGCUUUCCAUGGUACUGGGAAGCGUACAGGGUUCUAUGGUGCUUUUCUCCUUGCUUGUUAUGACAAUGACAGAGAGGAAUAUCAAAGUAUCUGUAAAUUGGGUACGGGAUUCAGUGAAGCACAGCUUGAAGAACAUUCUACUAGACUACGCACGAAAGUGAUUCCCGAACCAAAGACAUACUUCAGGUUUGGAGAGAAGCUGAAUCCAGAUGUUUGGUUUGAGCCUUCUGAGGUAUGGGAAGUGAAAGCUGCAGACCUGACAAUCAGCCCUGUCCAUUGUGCAGCAAUUGGUGCGGUGGAUCCUAAUAAGGGUAUUUCUCUGCGGUUCCCUCGUAUGUUACGUGUCAGAACAGACAAGACUCCAGAGGAAGCUUCAUCAGCCGAGCAGGUGGCCGAGAUGUAUAAUGCUCAGAAGCACAACCAACCAAACCCCGAGGCAGAUGAUGAAGAUGAUUGAGCAGCAGAUUUUUCAGAUUUGCCUUUUUAUUGCCUUCAGCAAAGAUCUCAAAUUCAUUCGUCCCUCUUCCAAGAAGCCAGAUGGCAGAGUCAUGUUUGCUGCACUGUACAGAUUGUUGUUGCACUUCUAAGGUUAGGACAGAGAAGCACUGUCUAUCUGCCACAGAAGUGACUGGAACUUGGAGAAUCAAUCUAAUCAAACAAACGGGCAAAUUACAUUUGAUGUCACUUCUAUCUUGCAACUUGCUCUCCUCCUUUUAUGUACAGUAGGUCUUUGUUUACGGGUUUCUGGAGUCUUGACUGGAAGGUUCUUUUUAUGUUCUGCAAUAUAUGUUUGAAGUCAAAGCUUUGUUCUGGACUGUGGAGCAUGUAAUGAACGGGAUUUCCGCUUAAGGUCCCCCAAAAAGCUUAACUGGAAAGGAAGAAUAGAAGGGUUGUUUCUUUUACAGGGCUAAUGAGAUGAUGGCGAUGCUUAAGAGGUGGGAAAAUUCAGGACCUCUUGGCAAAUGGAGGAGCUAGAAAUAAGACAGUCUUUUGCUGUCAGUUAUUUUCAGGGACUUUUGGUCCAAGUCUGCAAUCUUCUGCCGUGUAGACCAAGGAAGCAUGUCAUGGAAUGGCGGCCUUUUUAGGUGUUCCAGCUGCAGUUGACAGCCAACUUCAGUCGCCAAUAUCAAAUAUGGGUUUGCCCGCUGCUU
Linum tenue is the source of this 3269-nucleotide messenger RNA. NCBI's taxonomy places the organism in Eukaryota, Viridiplantae, Streptophyta, Magnoliopsida, Malpighiales, Linaceae. The record is from the annotation of a GenBank genome assembly.